GUAUAUCGCCCACGGUUUUUUGAGUAUUUACUGAUAACUUUUUAAUGGAGAAUUUAAUAAACAUACUAUCUACUUGCUAUAUACCUAAAUAAAGUUUAAAAGAAAUGGAUAAUUGCAUGGUAUGUCUGGAAUCCAAUGGGGAUGUAUAUUCCCGCCUCAGCAUCAAUUCGGAUGAAUGGAAUAAGUAUAAUGUACAACAUAUUAUUGAGAAACACCUUUGGUGGUGGACCAAAAACCAUUUCUCAUGGAUAUGUCACGAAUGCUGGUCCUCACUUUGGUCUUUCCACACAUUUUAUUUGCGAGUGCAAAAAUCGCAGAAUAUGCAAUUUUUGACGCUGAUUAGUGGUGAGCCAACAAAGGCAGAGGAGGCGGAUGAUGAUGAGAACGUGACUGAAAAUCCAGAAGAACUUUAUGAAGACCUAAUACCAUUGGCCAAACGUAAACGAGGGCGUCCAAAACUAUUUGAAGAAAAUCUCAACAUCACCGUGGCAGACGUGGACAUUAAAAGCGAGACCGGUUCCCUUAUUUCUGAUCAUCAUGAACAAAAUUCAACUAUUAUGUCCGAUGAAGAAGGUCCCGAGUGUGAUGAAUUUCAAGACGAUUGCAGUAGCAGCAAACUAUCUUCCGCAUCGGAAGAGAUUGUAAAUGUCCCAAUUGAAAAAAGUAGGAAAACAGCAUCAUGUAAGAAAAAUAAACCCAAAGAUGAUGGAGCUUCCUCAAUCCAUUUAACAAAAAAAUAUGAUAGCUUUAUCGCCGAAAAUCAUGAGUUAUUUUGCUCUCUCUGUCACAUUCCACUUUCGGAUUUUCAAAACUUGAUUCUUCAUUUUCAAAAGGACCAUAGCAGCACCAAACCUUUUGCCAUGUGCUGUGAUAAGAAAUUCUAUAAACGGGCAAUAUUUGUGGACCAUCUGUAUGUGCACAAAGAUCCGGAAUAUUUUAAAUGUAAACACUGUGAGAAAGUGCUUUCGAAUCGGCGGUGCUUGAAAAACCAUUUAGAAUCGCAUGAUGAGUCCCGAAAAGCGAAAUAUAAUUGUGAGGAAUGUGGAAAAAAUUUCUUCAGAAGUGGUAGUCUGGCGAAGCACAAGCUUCUGCAUGUGCCCGAGGAGGAAAGAAAGUUUCAAUGUAUAGAGUGUGAUAAAAAAUUUGCUUCGGAAAGCUUAAGAACACAACAUAUGAAAGUAACGCAUUUAAACAAAUAUGCAAAAAUAUGUGAUGUGUGCGGCAAAGCAUUUCGCGAGAGGUAUUCAUUUCAACGUCAUUUGUCUGAGCACACUGGAAUACCUACACCAAAUAUAGAAUGCGACCUAUGCGGUAUGAAGCUCACAAGUAUCUAUGGUCUCAACAGACAUCGAAGAUUGCGGCACACUGAAGAAAAUAUGCAAGAACAGAUCUGUCCAUAUUGCUCCAAAGUUUCGCCUAAUAUUGCAGCUCAUAAAAGUCAUAUCCAGUAUUCUCAUACAAUGAAAAGGAGGCAUGCUUGUCACCUAUGCGAAAAGGCUUUUCGGCGACCUAAAGAAUUAAAAGAGCAUUUAAGCACCCAUACAGGCGAAGCCUUAUAUACUUGUCCCCAUUGCCCGAGAACCUUUAUUUCGAAUGCUAAUAUGCACAAGCAUAGGAAAAAUGAACAUCGGAAAGAAUGGGAGGAAAAUCGUUCACAAAAUAGAUUAUUAUUAAAAGUAUCUGAAGGCAUAAGCAAAGUAUUAUAAGUCACCAUCAUUGCGGUUGAAAGUGUCAUAAUUUUUUAAGACAGUUUUAUUUAUUUAUUUUUUUUUUGUCAUAUUGCAUGUUUAAUGUCUGAUGAUAUUUUAAGCCAAUUCGUGAAACAAUUUUAAUUUUGUUGUAGUUUAAGUUCUAUAGAUUAAAUCCAUUUCGCAACCGCAAUUCCGUAUAGCCAUAUCGUUUAUAGUAAUAUUUCCCCCCUGCAUACCAAAUUUCAAUUAUGUUUUGUUUUUUU
This is a messenger RNA of Stomoxys calcitrans (stable fly), 1954 nucleotides long. RefSeq names its product transcription factor grauzone. Gene Ontology annotation, biological process: regulation of transcription by RNA polymerase II. Gene Ontology annotation, cellular component: nucleus. The record is from RefSeq and is a predicted model, not a curated record. Gene Ontology annotation, molecular function: DNA-binding transcription activator activity, RNA polymerase II-specific; RNA polymerase II cis-regulatory region sequence-specific DNA binding; zinc ion binding. NCBI's taxonomy places the organism in Eukaryota, Metazoa, Arthropoda, Insecta, Diptera, Muscidae. The transcript has a single exon. Bases 105 to 1706 code for a protein of 533 amino acids.